Triticum turgidum subsp. durum (durum wheat) is the source of this 675-nucleotide messenger RNA. The record is from the annotation of a GenBank genome assembly. Lineage: Eukaryota; Viridiplantae; Streptophyta; Magnoliopsida; Poales; Poaceae.
AUGGAUGUUGGUGAAUGCAUCAUCCCUGUUCCUCAUGUGAAGCAAGUGAAGCUAUCCAAUGCUGGAGGCAGAAUUAUCAUUGCAAGUGAUGGUGUCUGGGAUGAUUUGACUUUUGAAAUGGCUCUUGAAUGUUCUCGUGGAUACCCAUCCGAUAUAGCUGCCAAUCGAAUUGUUAAUGAAGCAACCCUACCUCGAGGACUACGAGAUGAUACUACCUGCAUCGUGGUGGACAUACUACCUCCAGAAAAACUAGCUCCUAGUCCUCCAACAAAGUGGCAGGGAAAAACCGUGCUCAAUAAUAUGUUCCGCGUUGAUCUGAAAAAUAACAUGUUCCGCCGAAAAAAUUCAGAUGCAUCUUUCAAAAUAGAUAGAGAAUAUGCUGAGCCGGAUGUGGUGGAAGAAAUAUUUGAGGACGGGUCUGCCAUGCUUUCACGAAGGCUUAGUACAGGAUACGCACUUCGGAACAUGUUUGAACCCUCCAGCUGUGCGAUUUGCCAGUUUAGACUGAAAUCUGGUCAGGGGAUUUCCAUACAUGCUAACCCACUGCAACAGGAAAAAAUGCAAGGUUGGCAAGGCCCUUUCCUCUGCCAAAGCUGUCAUGAAAAGAAGAAAGCAAUGGAGGGUAAAAGGCGUCCAAUAGGUACGAUUAACGAUCUCAUCAGCUAUCUUGAUUAG